Molecule: messenger RNA, 2075 nt
Organism: Hyalella azteca
Lineage: Eukaryota; Metazoa; Arthropoda; Malacostraca; Amphipoda; Hyalellidae
Exons: 4
Coding region: 177-1073 (298 amino acids)
Source: RefSeq, a predicted model, not a curated record
CAGAAAAAACUGAAAUUGCUUCAAGAACUGGUUCACAAGCUACUGUCAAUAUCACUUUUUAGAGGUCCUGUAGUAUAUUUGCACUUUCUAAACCUUCCUGAAUAGAAGAUGAACACAAACUUCACUGUUGGGUAGUUGAAAAGAUAGAUAUUCAAUCAAUUAGUAACUUGAAUCCAAUGGCGUCCAAUGCCAAAGAAUGCCCUGUACUUUCCUACGUCAAGAGUGAUGAGAGUUUUGAGCAGAAUCUGCCCCUAGAGCCUGCUGUUGAAAUCAAAGUUGAGUCUGAAGUAUUGAACAUGGAUGCUCCCACUCCAGUCAUCCAAGUCCCUGAAAUCUACAUCAAGCAGGAGCCUGAAAAUGAGAAUUUGGAUGUAACUGUGAAGGAGGAAUCAUUUCUAUAUGGUUCGCAGGGCGGUGCAAGUCAACAUCUCAGUGCUGCUCCUGCAGACCUGCUAUCUCAUGUACCUUCAUUUUGUUGGCCAGGCAAGAUGGAACUUAAAGCUGAGAUGGAUGCUGAUGAGUCAGCACUGGCAUCAGCAGCUGGUGAUGCAGGAUCUAAGCAGUGGGGCUGCAGAGGCUCAGUCCCUGAACUUCCUGAGCCUCGUGAGAGGCGAGUAUUCAAAACAAAAUUGGAAAAGCCAGAAAUUAUUAAUGCCUGGUUGAAAAAGCAUAGAAAAAAUAUUAUAAGCAGGAAUUAUUUAAGAAAAAGGGAUUUUGAUGAUUAUGAUAAAGUAUUACUUUAUUUAAUAAGAAAUAAGGAUGCUAUACUAUCACGGCAAAAAGCUCCCUUGAGAGAUGCAAUUAAGUUUGGUUAUUUUUUACAACUUAUGUACAAAAACCGAUUUCAACAAAACCUUGGUGAAAUACCAAGAUUUUCCUAUGAAACCAUUCUUUCUGAGCAUAUUGGUAUUAGCAAAAGUUUAGCUCAAAACUUGCAAUGGCUUGGCAAACUUGGAUAUCAAUAUCCCAAACUAGGAAAAGUAUCACUGUAUCUUUAUCAAAUGUUCAGGAGAAGACCAGCGAUAGCCAAUCUGUUCAGAAAAUUUCCCCAUUUAGCUAAUAAGUGGAAAUGAAGCUUGCUUUCUGUGGAACAUUAUUAGUUGAGUGAAAAUAAAGCUUCACAGUAAACUAUGAAAUGUAAAACAAAUUCAUCAGUCAGGUAGGUAUAGCAUUGUAACUAGUAGAUAAGAUUUGUUAAUAUAAGGAUUCUUAAUUUUGAUAAUAAGGACACAUAGUAGUAGACAUAGUUUUUAUAGUGGAAUGACACAUUCUAAAAUGGGGCUCACACAUCCUGGGUGAAACAUCAACCAGGUUGUGUGGUCAAGGGAAGAGUGAUGCAUUUGUGCUGAGUGGGAAAUGUGGUAAAGUUUUUAAAUGUUUUCUAAUGCUUUUGAUAUGAACUUUUUCAGUGAGGAUGGAAUAAAUUUCUAAUUUUGUAUAAAAAUGUGAUGUUCAUUUAAUCCUGCAUGUCAAGGUAUUGUUUGAGGUAAUUUGAAACUAAUAUUUGCAGCGUAACUGGGAUAACAUGAACCAGAUUUAUUAAAGUUACAUGAACAGACAUUCGAACUUAUCUUUAGUAGGUAGGCUUAUUCAAAGAUGCUCGGUGGAAGAUCUACUAUUGAAAUUGUGAUUAUUGAGUGUAGAAAUGAUGUAACUAUUUACUUGCUUUUUUUACUAAGCUUCCAUCCAGUUAAUACAAUGAUGAUUGUUUAAAUUUAUUAUUACAACUGCGACUCAGAUUUGCUCAUUAUCCAAGAAUAUUGCAUCAAUGUUAUUUAUACAUAACUCAUCACUUUUUCUUGGUGAUAUUCGUUUUGCAUGGAAGGUAUGGUAGGGGUAGGUUGUUGUAAAAGAGGUAGGCUAUGCUAUGUUAGUAAUUUUUAUCAAUGAUUAUAGAUGUCAGAAACCAACCAACCCCCUCCUCUCUGUAGCGCUUAGAAUGAAUGGGCAUCUAGCGUCAGGCUAGGGUGGAUGUUGCCUGAUAUGGAGUUUUAAUUUGAGGCUACAAUAUGUUGAUGUUACAAUAUGUUACAAUAUGUUAAUGUCGUUAUUCAAACUGAGCGAUCACAUCAAUG